This is a messenger RNA of Cinara cedri, 769 nucleotides long. The record is from the annotation of a GenBank genome assembly. Lineage: Eukaryota; Metazoa; Arthropoda; Insecta; Hemiptera; Aphididae.
AUGUCUCACAGAAUGAUUGCUCCAGGUUUGGAGUUUGCAUCACAAGAAACACUUGAACUUACUAAAAAAAAAGUAUGAAAAACCAAUACCAAAUUAAAGUGUUGUAUUAUUUAUUUGUAAUUUUAAAUAUGUUUUAUUUAGGUAUGGUCUAUGAUUGAGUUUAGUAGACAGCAUUUAAGAGAUGGACAUUUUAUUGUUCUUUGGAAAGACAGCACUUUUACAUACUCGUAUUUUUUAUGGUUUGAGGAUCAAUCGGUAAAUAAAUAAAAUGUGUUACAAUGCUUUUUUAAACUGUAAAAAUUUAUUUGUCGAUUAAUUUAAUAUACUUAUUUAUUUAGGUUAUAAUAUUUUCCAUCUAUUUUGUGCAAUUGAUCUUUUAUAAAAUUAAUACUCAAUUAAUAAUUAUCUCUGGCUUAUUAUAUACUGUGUAUUCAAUUUUUAGGGUACCUCAUUAAAACCAAGAGUUCAACCAAUUACUUUAGAGCUAUUUCCAGGUAUAUUAAAUGGUGAUUAUUACGAGUGAGUACAAUUUAUAUAUAUUUUUUUUUAAAGUUUCCAUCAAUUAAUUAUUAAAAUUAAUUCAUACUUUAGGAAACUUUUAGAGCAAUGUUUUCCAAGAAUGCCAAAAGGAAAAGUGCGUUGUUUUGAACUUUUUUGUGUACAUUUGGGAUUAGCUACUGCUUCAUGUGUUUUAGAACAUUCUCGAAGACUGUCGGCUACUGUAUGGGAAGUUACUGGAAGACCUAGUAAUCUUCUAGAUUUGUUUUGA